Messenger RNA from Salpingoeca rosetta, 2080 nucleotides. RefSeq lists its product as uncharacterized. Bases 116 to 1927 code for a protein of 603 amino acids. The transcript is spliced from 18 exons. NCBI's taxonomy places the organism in Eukaryota, Choanoflagellata, Craspedida, Salpingoecidae. Gene Ontology annotation, biological process: proteolysis; peptide catabolic process. Gene Ontology annotation, cellular component: cytosol. The record is from RefSeq and is a predicted model, not a curated record. Gene Ontology annotation, molecular function: epoxide hydrolase activity; zinc ion binding; aminopeptidase activity.
CUGAUAUCAUUCAGUAUUUAUCUGCAAUCCCACUGGCUGACAUUGACAUUGCUCGUCGCAAACGAACCAAUCACUGCCACCAGCUGCUACCCACGACUGCACUGCAACCCUCAUCAUGGCUGGAGAGAAGGUCGAUCCUUGCUCAUCUGCGCGCGCGGAUGCAGCCUGCACCCACUUUUCCUUGGACUUGACCAUUGACUUUGCCGCCAAGACCAUCUCUGGCUCGACAACCCUCACGGUGGAGAUUCGCGGCGACGAUGUGCGGGAGCUGCACUUGGAUGGCAAGGACCUAAGCAUCGAUGCGACGACGCUGGCAGACAGCGGGGAGCGUCUUGACCUCGUGGAGAAGGCCACUCCACUCGGAAUGGACUACACCAUCCAUCUUCCCGCGGGCCUCGAGAAGGGGAGCAGCGUGAAGGUGAAGCUGGUCUACUCGACGAGCCCGCUUGCAUCUGGUGUGCAGUGGCUCCGACCCGAGCAGACCGCCGUCAAAGAACACCCGUUCAUGUUCACCCAGUGCCAGGCCAUUCACGCCCGGAGCCUGAUGCCUUGCCAGGACACGCCGGCAUUCAAGUGCACGUACGACGCGACUAUGCGCACUCCAAAGGGCCUGCGCGCACUCAUGAGCGCAAAGCUCGUGGAUGAGAACCUCAACGCCGGCGACAACAUCUCCCUCUUCAAGUUUGAGCAGAAGACGGCCAUUCCAACCUACCUCCUUGCCAUCGUUGCCGGCUCCCUCUUCUCACGGGAUCUGAGCGAGCGGUGCCGCGUGUGGGGCGAGCAAGGAACCGUGGACAAGGCCGCCUACGAAUUCGAGGAGGUUGAGAAGAUGCUUGGCGCGGCUGAAGAGCUGCUUGGACCGUACGUGUGGGAGCGAUACGAUAUGGUCGUGCUUCCGCCGUCAUUCCCAUAUGGCGGCAUGGAAAACCCCAUGCUCACCUUCCUCACGCCAACCCUCCUCGCCGGCGACAGGUCGCUUGUGAACGUGGUGGUGCACGAGAUCGUCCACAGCUGGACAGGGAACCUGGUGACCAGCAGCACGUGGGAGCACUUUUGGCUGAACGAAGGGUUCACGGUGUUCUGCGAGCGCAAGAUCCUUGGGCGCCUUGAAGGUCGUCUUGAACGGCACCUGGCCGCCUACGAAGGGCUCAAUGCCCUCAGGGACAGCGUCGAACACUUUGGCGAGGACAGCCCCUACACCGCCCUGUGCCCGAAGUUUGACGGUUCGCUCGACCCCGACGACGUGUUCAGUUCCGUUCCGUACGAGAAGGGAUCAAACUUUCUCUUCUACCUCGAAUCAAUCGUUGGAGAAGAAGCGAUGAACGAUUUCCUCAAGAAGUAUGUGAUUCGCUUCAGCCACAAGAGCAUCACAACUGAUGACUUUCAGAAGUUCUUCACAGAAUUCUUCGCAGACAAGGCUGAGGCGCUGAAGCAGGUGCAGUGGGAGGAGUGGUACAACCGCCCAGGAAUGCCCAUCGUCAAGAACAAGUUUGACGAUACGCUCGUGACAAAGGCAACAAAUGCUGCCGACGAAUUCAUCGCAAAGACCGACUUUGAAGGAUUUACAUUCGAUUACGGGUUUUCGACGAUGCAAGAGAUUGUGUUUUACGACCACCUCCUCCAGAAGCAAAGCGUGCCCGCUGCGCCCAUCAAGUUUCUCAUGAAGUCGCGCUUCCCCAACACGAGCAACGCUGAACUUCGUUUCCGCAUCCUGUCGCUGUGCAUGAAGGCAAACCUGACAGAGUUCAACAAGCAAGUCAUCGACUUCCUCACGUCCCAGGGGCGCAUGAAGUUUGUUCGCCCGCUGUUCCGCCUCUUUGCCAAAGUCCCGGGCAACGCGUACAAGGCAACAGAGGUCUUCAAGGCACACAGGAGCCAAUACCACAACAUUGCGGCGGCCAUGCUUGCAAAGGACCUCGGCCUGUAGGCGCCAGCUCGCAUAAACACGCACGUGCAUACAUGCGCGUAGCCAUUUCAGUGACGCUGCUACCGCUGUUGCUGCUGUUGCUGCUGUUGCUGUGGCAUGUGACUGCCCACUUGCCCUUCUCACUCCAACCAAUAAAGCACGCCAAUAACGAUC